Messenger RNA from Rubroshorea leprosula, 1298 nucleotides. NCBI's taxonomy places the organism in Eukaryota, Viridiplantae, Streptophyta, Magnoliopsida, Malvales, Dipterocarpaceae. The record is from the annotation of a GenBank genome assembly.
CCCCUAGGAGAUUUUCUCAUUUAUUCAAAUUAAUUUGUAAAUAAAUCCACUCCAGAUUACAGAGGAUGGAGAUGAGGAAGAGGAAGAGGAAGAUGGAGGGAGCAUUGUGGUUGCUGGUUGUUGUAGUGUUAACGGUUGUGGUGGCGCCGGCGGAGAGUGUCGGUGACGUGAAGAUAUGGCCAAUGCCGGCGUCGGUGAGCUCCGGUAACAAGAGGCUUCACUUGAGUAAGGAUUUUGAGCUGUUGACUCAGGGGACUGGCUACAAUGAUGCUUCGGGGAUAUUGAAGGAUGGUUUCUACAGGAUGCUUGUUGUGGUCAAUAAUGGCCAUGUCGUCGACGGUAAUUUCUCCGAUAAGUCAUCUCUGCUCAGCGGAUUGCACGCUAUGAUUUCAUCUCCAAACGAUCAGUUACAAUAUGGUAUUGAUGAGUCCUACAAAUUAAUGGUCCCUUCGCCGGAAAAUCCAGCUUAUGCCCACCUUCAGGCAAACACAGUUUAUGGAGCUUUACAUGGGCUUCAGACAUUCAGCCAGUUAUGCCAUUUUAACUAUAAAAGCAGAGUGAUUGAAGUUCAUAUGUCACCUUGGACUAUUACUGAUCAGCCAAGAUUCUCUUAUCGAGGCCUCUUAAUUGAUACAUCCCGUCACUAUCUUCCUUUGCCCGUCAUUAAGAAUGUUAUUGAUUCCAUGACCUAUGCAAAGCUGAAUGUAUUGCACUGGCACAUUGUAGAUACCCAAUCUUUCCCGUUAGAGAUACCUUCAUAUCCAAAGUUUUAUGCCCAAAAACGAGGGAUUAAUGUAAUGGCUGAAUUGGAUGUCCCUGGGCAUGCACUCUCCUGGGGGGUCGGCUAUCCUGCUUUAUGGCCAUCAAAUGACUGUCAGCAGCCACUUGAUGUCAGUAAUGAAUUCACUUUUCAAGUGAUAGAUGGAAUUCUUUCAGAUUUCAGUAAGAUCUUUAAAUUUAAGUUUGUUCAUUUGGGAGGUGACGAAGUUACUACAAUCUCAUUGAUGUAAUGAUAUUUUGUCAUGAUUAUGGUUUAUGCUGCUACAAUUGACAUUUGAUGCUAGAGAUUGGUUGAUUUUUUUGGUAUAUUUGAUGAGUGGACUAUACAACAAGGUAUAGAAUAUUUAUAGUCUGCUCCUUUGAAAAAUCCCUCCCAAUUUACCUCAAGUUUCAAAUUCGAGAUCUUCAACUUGAAGUCUAACCUUUUAUCAAUUGAGACACCCUUCGGGGACUAAAGAAUAGUUUAUUGAAGUAUAUGUACAUUCUCUACCAAUGUUCAUUAAAAUCAGACAUUCUAC